GUAUCCACUGUAUGCAUACCUAACCCAAAUUUUCAAGACUUUCAUACAUGAAGCUGGAUAAACUUCACACUCUUAAAAUUACACAUUUCUGAGCUGUUGAGAAUGUACUUCAAAAGGAGCUAGAAGGUAGUAGCAGUGCUGCCUCCACCCCCGGGGAUGUGAUCACCACCACCUCCUUCCAGACGGAGACCCCCACCACACCCCUCCCACCGCCAUCACCUCGCACGAUAACUACAACUGAUAGCAUCCCCCCCCUAGAGGACAUGCUUGGGCCUCCGCCUGCCUACUCCUUCCAGCCGCCUGAGAUGAGCCCAUCGGAACCUAUGCCAGGGCCUCCACCUUCGUACGAUGAAUGUCACAACCUCAAUGUCCCUCCACCCACCUAUGAGUCACUCUUUGGGCGAGUCAGAGAAGUCCAGAAGAGUUCAAAUGGUCUUGUAGACUUCAUCAAGAACCUGAUCAUCUUAUUUUUGGGAACAAUUGGUUGCACAGUGAUGAUCAGUGUGACGAUUGUGAUUCCAAUCUUCAUGAUCAUCGUUGGAUCCCUCAAAAUGGAUGAAUGUCCGGCUGAGAAAAUGAUUCCCAUUUAUCUUGUCAUUGGAGGAACAUUUGGAGUAGUAAAGAACUUGUUGGACCUACAAGGGAGGCUUCGCCGUCCACUGGCAGAAGACGACGGAGGUGAAAGUCAUGAUGGACCAAUUCCAUGGCACCGGAGAUUGCAGUUCACUGGGGCCAUCAAUUUCUUUUUGUGUAUCUGGUUCAUUUUAGGAUGUGUGUGGGUGUAUCGAAUCUAUGAACCCAACUAUGUUGAAGGUUCUCAUGAUUAUUGUGACUUCACCCUGUACCAGUUUGCCUUCUGGCUGAUCACAUCUGUCUACAUUGCUGUAGGCCUUCUCACCUCUUGUAUGUGCUGCCUGUCUGUGGCAACGGUUGUCAUGCAGCAUAAUCGGAUGAAUGGAGCCCAGGUUUGAGUUUGGCCUUGAGAUUCAUCUGUAUAAGAAGUGUACUGUAUAUCUUUGCUGUGAUUGUUUUUUCCUUUAAAUGAUUGGCCUUUUUUUUUUAGAUGUAUAUACAGUUGAGAGGUUUUGCCAUGUUUUUUCUUUUCUUUUCUUUUCUUUUAUAGGAAUAAGUGGUUUAUCUAUAUAGGUAAACAGAAAGAAUCCUCAAUCAAAAGAUAUAUUAUCACUUAGGAGUGAUAUGAAUGUAGAUAUUUCUUUGGUUGUUAUGAGUUUGAAAAAUUAUAGUCACUGUUAUAUUUGAUUUGUACAUUUUGAACUGUCCAAGGCUACUCCAAAAUGGUAGCAGAAAAGAAAGUAAUAUUGUAAGGACUGUUAAUCUUUUGUCUAGUGUGUUUUGUAACACAAAUUAUUUUGUUGAAUGAGUCAUAAAAUCACAUUGAGAUUUUGUCUUAUUUUUCAAUAUAUCAUUUUACUUUGUUCUUUGUGCAGCUGCAUAUUCCAAGUCCUACCUGGCUAUGUAGCCAUUUUAUAGUUAUAACAACUCUAGAUCGGCUGUUGUAAACACAUCUCCGAUACUAGGGUAAACACGUACUGCCUAGAAUGUGUUCUCACUUUCCCCAUAGAUCUGAACUUGAUACCAGUUUUUAAAUUUGAGUGAAUCUUCCAAAUCAAAGACAGUGUUUAUUCGGUUGUAGUGCUUAUGGUAUUCAAGAAAAAAAGACAAGAUUCUGCCUUAGAAACAAACUUAUGAAAAAAAAGAUAGUGAGGAUAGAAGAGACCCUCCCCACUUAAAAAAAAGAAUGAAAGAAAAACUCAUGCAUUCCCAGUACAUGGCAUUGUGUUGGGGAUUUGCAUGAACCAGUAUUUUUGUUAUACAGGCUGAUUAGCACAAGAAUUUGGCCUUCCUUUAACUUUGGUAGGCUUAUGAUCCUCAUUUGUAGUUUUGUAUGGUUUUUAUACCGUAGCAAUUCUUUACCUGAUGGCUGUCUUUCUUGACUAGAAACCCUUUUGGGUGACAUUGCCUCUCUUAGCAAAGAAAAUAUAGUAUUAAAGUUACCAUGAUAAGUCACAUAAUUGUGCACAAGAUAACUACAUGCCAUGCAUCUCAUGGCUCUAAGUGAUGAGUGUAUGGCCUUGUGUCAUGAGUCAUAUGUCUCAAAAGUGCCAUAGGUUGUAUGGGACGAAAGUAUUAUGAGUGAAGAGAAACUGAUGAAGACUUACCACAUGAACAAGAACUGUCCCUUCAGUGUUAAAAUCAAAGGGAUUAAGUUCCGUGCAUCUCAUCCUCACAAGACGUGAUUUCACCAAAAGUUGUCAUUAGUUUUUAUUUUCCCCAAGGUGUCCUUUUCCCAAGUGCAACAAAAUGUUAGUCAGGUUAAGCAAUUAGUGUAAAUCUUUUGAUACUAUUGUAGUUCAUUGAAAAUGACUCAAGGUUUGUGGACUAGUGCCAAGAUUCACAUUGAAGUAGAUGAUUUCAAGUACAUGUGUUGAGAUUCAUCUUUCAGAGAUUCCAUUACUUGUACAAUAGAUAUUUUUCCAAUUAUGUUUCACAGUUUAUGUACUAGAUGUUGUUUCCAUAAUAGCAUGCAGGGCGCUGGACAUUAUCAAAACAUCAAAGGGAUGGAUCUUUCAGUUUAGCAAUUUGAAUGAUUCUUCCAUUUCAGUUACCACAGGCUUGAGAUAUGUAAUUUAUGUGGUGUUUGGUUUUGUCACAUUUGUCAAAUCUGGGAAAGAGUAUGUGAUGUCAGUUGAGUCAUAUAUGGUUGACAAUCACAUUGGAGCCUAAGUAAGUUUAUGAUUUUACAGUAAUCCUUCGAUUAAUGAAAACCCCAGCAGUUUUUGGAUAUGACUUACACAAAUUGAGUAAGAAAUUAAUCCAGUAUGAGACAAAAAAAAAUAGUAUAUAAGAGUAAAUUUGCUGUGCAGUUAAUUUUUGUACUUCAACUAAGAAUAGUGUAAAAAGUUUAAGGUUUACUUUGCUGCAUUUUAAUUUAAAUUCAUUUCUAGACACUUAAGUAAGCAUUUGACUAAUCAUUUGAUUCAUUUUUUUAUAUACAUGUUUUUUAUUUUCAAAUGAAGAUGAUAUUGUAGAUUAUUAGUGUUAUCAUCAUGUCAUACUUGGUAAAGAGAUGAAUGGUAAAUAAGUGCCAUACAGGUAACAUGAUAAUUUGAUGAAAUUUAUUUAGUAGACAACAGCAGACAUUAACAGCAAAUAAACAGUUGAUUGCACCUAAAGGAAAUCAGGACCAAAGGUUGUUUUGCAUACUUACACUUACUAAUAUUAAUGAUUUUGUAUAGUUCAAACAGUUAAGUGCAUAGUUCUGGUGAAAGGAGAGUAAGAAAAAUGGUCUCAGGCAUACACAGACUUGCAGGUUAUUUACUAUUAUAGUCUUUUCUACUUAUCUGCAUUCUUGCACCCCAGUGUUCAUUUGUAUAUUUUUUUUAAUGAAAUAAAGUAUUGCACAUGUUAAAUAGAUUUGGGUAUAUAAAGUAGUGUAGAGAACCAAUUUUUAUGCACAGCCAGGGGAUUUUUUUUGGUGUGCUGUAUGACAGGCCAGCUGUAUGUGAUACUUGGAAUAUAACGAUUGAUGGAAAAAGAUACUCUGGUAUUUUCAUAGACUGUUAUUUCUUUUGUGGUGAGAAUAGAUCAGCAAAGUAGGUUUUAUAAACUUACUUGAUGUUCCUGCCUUUAUAAUUUCUAAGUCGAGGGAUUACUGUACCUAGAAAAAUUUGAAUCAGAUAUCCACAUUUACACCACCCACCCACAUCCACCCAUACACACCCAUUCUUGGAUACACUCAUAC
Penaeus vannamei (Pacific white shrimp) is the source of this 3763-nucleotide messenger RNA. The record is from RefSeq and is a predicted model, not a curated record. Lineage: Eukaryota; Metazoa; Arthropoda; Malacostraca; Decapoda; Penaeidae.